AUGUGCUUUUAAGUAAAUUUUGAUUCAAAACAUGUAACUUUUAAUUAAUAAACAUUAAGAGAAUAUACAAAAGAUUGUCUAUUUUCUAUUAAUCAUUUAUAUUCGCAUAUACUUUAGCAAUAUUAGUAUUGUCCAUAUUUGCUUGGAAUGUUAUAAUUUCAUUAUUAUCUAUUAGUAAUUUAGUGAACUCACAAAACCUUAUGUUGACAGAAUAUAGAAUUGGGAAUUGAAUCCAAUUUAUGAAGUUUAUAAAUAAGACACUUGUGAAUCUGAUUCAGAAGACUUCUUUAAAUUAUAAUAGGGUUAAACAUAUUAUACUAAAUGGACAAAUUCAAAUUAAGUAUUUUCCCUUUGCAUAAGACGAUUAAAAGAUUAUAACUUCGUAAAGAGUAAACCUUAAUUAAUUAAUAUAGAAUAUUAAAUAUAUCCUAAAUGUUUAGAUACUGAAGAAUUAUGUGGUGGUGUAUAUGUUUAAAAUAAAUAUUGUGCUCCCUAAGGAUAGUGUCCAAUAAAUAGUAUGUUUUUUGUAAAUGGAGAAGGUAAAAUAGAUUAUUAUGAUAAGAAUUGAAAAAAGUUGAUAAAACUAAAUACACAAAUUAGUUAUAAAUAAAUGAUAAUUUUUAUUUAGUAACUUCAACAUUGGCAGAGGCAUUACCAAUAAAUUAACUUGAAAUAUUUGGAACAACUCCUUGUAUUAUUAGUUAAUAUACAAAUUAUGACACAAUCUUUUCUAAUGCUUUUUGUGAGAAUGAUACAGCCUACACCCUUUUGAAUCAAAUUGAUGAAAUGACAUUUGCAACUUCAAAUGGAUUUACUUCAAAUACUGCUGAUAAGUAUAUAUUUUUAAUUUAUCUUUUAGGGUUGGUAUAUAUUCUCGUAGUUACACUUAAUUUAAUAUUGAAUGUAGAUAAUAGAAUCUAAUAACUUGGGGUAUAAGAACUUUAAAAGAUAGUAAUGCCAUUUAUCCUGUUUUAUCAAUAUUAAUGAUAAUUAGCAUAGUUCAUUUUGGACUUGUUGGUUUUGUUUAAUCUUUGUAUUAUUUUAUGUAAGUUCAAUAUUAAGCACCAACAAAUAAAAAUGUUCAUUAAGGAUUAUUAAUAGUUAAAAUAUUUAUUUAAUAUUUUCAUUCAACAAUGAUUAUUUUGACAUUUGGUUUGUGGAUGGAUAUUAAAUUAUUUCUAUAAAUAUCAUAUGAUAUGAAUUGUAGUGAUACUUAAACAGAUACAUUUAUUAAUAAUGAAUUAGAUAACAUUGAUAAAUAAUGGAGAUUAAGUUUCAUUAUGUUUUUAUUAUUUGUUGUUUUUGCUUUACUUGAAUGUACUGCUUUCUCUAUAUGUUUGGAUAAAAAACUUAAAAAAAAAAUUGAACCAAAAUAUAGAUUAAUCACAUUUUCAACUGUCAAUUAAUCUCAAUUAGGAACUAAAUCAGAUAAUUCUAAUUUAUAUAUGUAUUUUAAACCCUAAUUCAAUUUAUAAUAAGAACUAAAUCAAUUAGAUGCUAAAUAGAUUGAUUAAUCAGAAUUUCCAAAUUAAAUUUUAGAAAAUCAAUAAUAACUUAAUAAUAAUAAUGAACCAUCAAUCUCUAUGAAACAAUCUAAUUCAAUUGAUCCAUCCCUUUAAUAGUCUAUUCAAAGUCCAAUUAAAUAAUAAUCAUUAGAUCAAUAAAACUAAAACCAAACUCCCUAUAUGUCUUAAUUAAAAUAAAAACAAAAUUAGAAAUUUUAAUAAUAAAGUAAUAUAAUACCUCCUUAAUAAUAAAUUGAUUUAGCUAAUUUUUAAUCUUAAUAAGUACCUAUUUAGAAACCUUCUAUGAAAUAUGAUAUUGAUGAUCAAAUUGAUAGUGAAGAAUAGAAUAAUCGCACUUAUUAAGUAAAUAAAUGA
Molecule: messenger RNA, 1880 nt
Organism: Paramecium pentaurelia
Lineage: Eukaryota; Ciliophora; Oligohymenophorea; Peniculida; Parameciidae
Source: the annotation of a GenBank genome assembly